Cryptosporidium muris RN66 is the source of this 1587-nucleotide messenger RNA. RefSeq lists its product as uncharacterized. Bases 1 to 1587 code for a protein of 528 amino acids. The transcript has a single exon. Gene Ontology annotation, cellular component: nucleus; cytoplasm. Gene Ontology annotation, biological process: snRNA import into nucleus. The record is from RefSeq and is a predicted model, not a curated record. NCBI's taxonomy places the organism in Eukaryota, Apicomplexa, Conoidasida, Eucoccidiorida, Cryptosporidiidae.
AUGCUACUAAAAUUAAAUAAGGAACAUAGAAAACAAGAUCAUCAAUCCUUAUAUUAUGAAUAUUAUAAAUUCCGUGACAAUUUUAUCCGAAAUAAUAAUACAGAAAUAUCAGCUAUAGAUAUAUCUUUAAGAAAUAUGUUAAAUGAAUCCAGAAAAACUAGACGUGAAAUGUUUUUAAAUGAAAAAAGGAUAAGUCUAAUAACUUCAAGAAAUUUAAUAGAAAAUAAUUUGAGAAAUGAAAAUAAUAAAAUAAUAAAAAAAAAUUCAAGAUAUAUUAAAGAAUGGAAUUUAGCUUUAACAUGGUCAUCUGAACUUGUAAAAUACAAUUAUUUAACACUUUUUACUUGGGAUACAUUUAUUAAAAAUUAUACACCAGGUGAAUGGUUAGUAACACCAAUAACUAUAGGAAUUCGUUGUAUUCUUAUAUAUGGCAAUGGAUAUUGUGAGAUUCGUGAUGAACAUGGUUGGACUAUUUUUGUAAUUGAUAUUCCACCAUUUAAACAUAGUGGAUUAACAAUACUAGAUGGUAUUUAUAAUUAUAUAAUAGAUACUUUUAUAUGUUAUGAUGUUAUAGAAUGGAAUAAUCUUAAAAUAUGUGAUUCAUCUACAGAUUGUCGAUUGUAUUUUUUAAGAUCAAGAUUUCAAGAAGUUGGUUUAGAUGAUUAUAAUAAUAGAAUAGAAAUAGAAAAUGAAGAUAUUUUAAUUGAUAUAAGAAAUGAUUUAUCUCAUAUAAAAUAUUAUUAUCCUUAUAAACAUUUAGAUAAUUGGAAUAAAAGACAUAAAAAUAGUAUUAAGAUUCAAAUGGCUAAUUAUUUUGAGAUAACUAAACAAGUUAUAUCAUCUUUAUAUCUUGGAUCUAUUAAUGCAAUUGAAAAUAAUGAUAUGAAUAAACUUUUAAGUUUUUUUGCAUUUGUUCAUCGAGAUUCUUGUUAUACUUAUGAUUAUAGUUGUUAUUGGUAUAUAUGGCGUGAUUAUAAUAUGAAACCACCUGGAAUAUUAGGUAAUUUAUUUAUUGAUUCAACUAAAAUAAAGAGAAAAAAGGGUAUGAAAAAAAUAAAAAAGAAAAAUCAUGAUAUUCAACAAAUUAUUACUGAUAUGGAUGCUGAAGGUGAAGAUGAAAUAAAUAUGGAUUCAAAAAAUGAUGGGAUAUCAUUUAUUUUAGAAUUAAGAAAUUCAAAUGAUUUAUAUACAAGUGAAAAUUUAUAUAUGGGGAAUUUAUUGUCACUACAUCCAGAAAAUGUGAAUAAGAUUAGUUUAGAUACAUUUAAUAAAAAUUCUAAUUUUCGAUUAGUUAGAGUAUUUGUUGAUUCAUCUCAAAUAGAGAUAUUUAUGAAUAAUUUUAAUCAAAAGAUCUCAUUACCUUUAGAUUCAAAUAUAAAAGGAUCUACAGGUUGUCUUUUUGGGACAAUGAAGAUAAUUGGUUUAAAUAGCAGAUGGCAUGUAAAAGCUGAUUCAAUAGAUUAUAUAUUAUUUCAAUGUACAGAAUUUUUUAAGAAAAAAACUGAGAUUCAUUUAGCAAUGAAUGACAAUAAUAAUAUUGUUAGAAAUUAUAGUGUUCAUUUUGAAGAAUUAAUAGAGAUUUUAUAA